Pseudoliparis swirei is the source of this 4322-nucleotide messenger RNA. It is a transcript of the gene pnkd, whose product is annotated as PNKD metallo-beta-lactamase domain containing. Gene Ontology annotation, cellular component: mitochondrion. The record is from RefSeq and is a predicted model, not a curated record. The coding region runs from base 1 to 1080 and encodes 359 amino acids. The transcript is spliced from 9 exons. NCBI's taxonomy places the organism in Eukaryota, Metazoa, Chordata, Actinopteri, Perciformes, Liparidae. Gene Ontology annotation, molecular function: hydroxyacylglutathione hydrolase activity.
AUGGCGCUUCCUGAUUGGACUGUAACUCUGGUUGCCACCGCAUCCUUUUUCUUUUUCGCUUUUGUAUGUGUUCGCCACACACGCAAAGGACACGCACUCUGGAGGAAACUGUUGUGCAAAGUAAUGGCCCGCACGGAGAAGCCGCUGUUCCGAAUUGCGUACACACUGUACACUAAGACCAGACUUGGCUACAUGUACUACAAGAGGCAAAUGAGGAAAGCCAGAGAACAUUACCCUGCUGGACACUCCACAGCUCAGCCCAUGGAGAUUAACGGCAUCAAAAUAGUUCCUAUUCCGGUCCUGUCCGACAACUACAGCUACCUUAUAAUUGACACAGCCUCUAGUGUGGCAGUUGUUGUCGACCCUGCGGACCCCCAAACCGUUCAGGCAGCUCUUAAAGAAGAGGGAGUGACUUUAGAAGCCAUACUCUGUACACACAAGCAUUGGGAUCACAGUGGGGGAAACAAAGGGUUAAAAAGGAUUCACAGCUCAUGCAGAGUUUAUGGAAAUGCGGCUGAUAACAUUCCUGGCCUCACGCACCCUCUCUCACACAAGGACUCGGUAACAGUCAGCCGGAUGCACUUUAAGGCCCUCUUCACUCCUGGACACACAGUGGGCCACAUGAUCUACCUCCUGGAGAGCCAGGUGGUGGACGCACCCUCCAGCCUCUUCUCUGGUGACCUGGUGUUCCUCUCAGGAUGUGGGCGGAUGUUUGAAGGCAGCGCCACAACAAUGCUGUCGUCUCUGGACACGGUGGCCUCCCUGAGUGAUGACACUCUUUUAUGGCCCGGUCACGAGUAUGCAGAGGACAACCUCCUGUUUGCGGCCGAAGUCGAGCCGCACAACACGGCCAGAGAAAACAAAUGCCAGUGGGUGCUGCAGCAGCGCGGCCAGAGGCUGUGCACGAGUCCCUCCACCAUCGGGGAAGAGAGGCAGUACAAUCCGUUCCUGCGCAGCCACUCGCCGGAUCUCCAUCUGGCCCUGGGCGUCCAGCAGUUCCAGGAUGAAGACUGGACCCAGUUCCGAGCUCGGGUGCUGGAGGAGCUGCGGAAGCGCAAAGACCUCUUCAACAGGAGGUAGUGUUCGACCGGAUGGCCAGCUCGACAACGGAGGAAUGAGCUCGCCUGUUCUGGCAAGUGGUACGUUUUUAAAGUAACAGCGAGCGGAGCUACGAGGUGCCGACUGAAAGGUGACACAUGUUCAAGGAAAGCCGUUUUGGAAAUUCCAAAGGGAGGGAAGUCAUUUUUUGACCUUUAUCCGAGACCACUAGGAACAUAGGCGCAACUUUAAUUUUGACAUGAUACGAAUCAAUAAGCCCAUUACCUCUCCACGUUUAUAUCGAGUUGAUUUUGUGUUGAUAGACAGAAGAAUGAUAAAUGAUUCCCCUUUAACGUAGAGAACUAAACAUGUAGAUUUGCACGAGUAGCUUUCUAUCGUUUUACAAGUAGUUAUGAGCAGAUUUCUGGUGCGUGAAAGAAUAGGAUAGCCGGCUGCCUACUAAGUUUAAUUUAGCAUGUUGGGUUCUGUAUUUCUACUGCAUAGUCUGUUGUUGUUUUUUAAGUAAUGCAUUGUUUUAAAAACCUUUCAUGGAGAUCUUUGGGAAGCUGGUUUCACAUUCACAGUGUUGCUGAGGAGCGAUUCACUUCUCCCUGGAUGUUGGGACUUUUUGGACUUGAGUAUUUAAAUGUGAAUAUUUGUUUUUGUUGUCUUGUUUUCAACAAGGAUGGUACGGUUAAUCUAACAAAUAUCACACAGACUUCUUGGUGUUGGCACAAUGCACAAGGAAGAGAAGCCUUUCCUGUGAAUUGUUGCUGAACCCAUGAGCCAGUUGUUUUGUAAGGAGAUGUCGCUCACAUUCAUUAUUUUACCAUGCUUGUAGUUGGUCUAAUAGUUUUUUACCAACAAGUUAACUUUCAUUCGAGGUUAAAGGUUCAGCCUUUGUUUGUAGAGGCAGAAUAAAUACACCACUCAAAGUCGCCCCCUCCUCCUCCGGGUUCAACGACACUAGAAGCGCCCGCCCCCUGACCUGGUUUAGGUUUUUUGUUUUUGUUUUGCCAUUUGUGUCCAGACACAUUAGAAUUAUUGUGCAUGGCUCUCUGUCAACAGUUUAGGAAAUAAAAACACUAUAAUAUAUUUUUUAUAUCACUAUACAGAAGGUGGUGAUGUGGACCAAAUCCCAGAUUUGCUGUCUGUUUGGAACGAGCUUUGUCCGCUUGGCGUUUCGCCCAGUUAAAUAAAUGCGCUUGACAUUUCCGCAGCUUCUUCUUGGAUGCAAGCUUACGAUGUGGCACCUGGUCGCUUCAUUUGGCGCCCAGAAAAAUCUGAAAAAAGUAAAAUAAGAGAAUACGUCUUUGCCCUGCUGCACACCUCGAGGGGGUCAUACGGUAUAUAUAUAUAUAUAUAUAUAUUUUUUAGAGGGAUUGUUUUGGAGUCGGCACAUUGUUUGUGAGGAACAUCCUACUCAUUCUGCCUUUUUAUAACAAAUUGUUUCACAUUCAGAGUUGUGCUGUUCAAGUCUGUCGCACUGCGAGACCAUGAACAACAAGUGUGAAGGAUUCGCAUUAUAAUGUAUGGGAUGGAAAUACUGUUGAAGAGAUCAUUUCUUAUGUUAACCCGUAAUGGAGAUAAUAAACAUACAGGUGAUGUUGAAUCAAGCACUCUGUAGAAAAACACUGUUCUGCCAUCAAUAAAAUUUAUUAUAUUUGAGCGAAAGAUGGUGAUGGACAGAUCUCUAAUUUUCGUUCUAAUAUGUGAAUACAAUGUGAAAUAGAUUCUGGUACUCACACUUCAGAAGGAAUUUUUUUUAUAGCCAAUUUGGAAACUUGGAAAUGUAUAUUAUUAAAUAUAUUGAAGGAGUUGUACUGUGACGAUACAAUGGAUGCAAAUGAUUUCAGUAUAAUAAACAAUCUUCUUCCCAUACACUUUUUUUCUGUUGUCAUGUUGUAAUAGAAAUGUGAUGCAGCCUCUGUUUGGGUGGAGACGGACCAGAAUGCAAAGGAAUAAACCUUUAAACUUCUGAGGAGCUGCGAACACUCCUCAGAUUCCUCCGGUGCUCCUGCACUAGUGCGUGUAUCAAAGCACCGUGUCCCCUGGUGAUUUUUGAAUAAAAUGUUAUUCUGUUUGUUUGAUGCCAAUUCCCAUCUUAUUUGCAUAUGUUUGAGUUAUGAAUACCACCACAUGGGAGACUGUUUUACUGCAGGUUACGUUUUAAUGAGGGGAAAAUGAAAGUAGACUCCUUCAUUAGAGCUGUGUUAUUUGUUGUCUUUGUCAGUGUUCAAAACUGACAGCUGAGUUAUUUUUCUUAUUGCUGUGACUACCCUAAACUCAAACGAGAGAAUAACCUACUUUAUGCACAUGCAGUAGAUACUCGGGGAAAAGAAAAAGGUGAAGUGAACUUUCUGUUGACAAAGCAGGGCAAUGGUACAGCGCAACAGGCAGUGGGUCCACAGACCAAUGGACUAUAGAUGUCACGUCUUCUGGAUAAAUCAGAGGGACACUGAUGAAUGUAAUGUAACUAGUAAUAUAUUUAAUAUUGUUUGAGUUUGUUCUUACCAACAUCAGAAGGCCCUUGAAAAGUCAAAACCUAUGUUGCACUAAAUCCAGUCAGAAGCCAACUUGCAUUGAAACUUACAAUCACUCAAUGCUUUUAUAAUAAAAAGACAACCACAGACAGAAACUCCUGACAAACACAAACUCAAUCUAUUAUAAAGAAAUGUGCAAUCAAUGUACAAUUUACUAUGUCGUUUAGGUCAAUAAUGAUACUAUUCCCACUGUAUUGUUUUUUAUUUUUGAUGCUGGCUCAUAAAGGAACAUCAUUAAAUGAAUGAUGGCUGAAUUCCACUGAGCUGCUUCAUUUUGGAGUAAUUGUGAAUGUUCAUAGUCUGAAGUCACACUUGUGCUUCUCUAGCCACAUCAAAAUGUCUGUUCUGAAAAUGGCCUAUUAUCUAUAAUCUUUAUGUAAGUCAAUCAUGAUCAUGACCAACAAGGCCCUCAUUAGACUCUUAUUACACUCAUUUACACAUCCCUGCACAACGGUAUACUUUAAUUACACACAUUACAUUGCAUUCUUUUUGGGAUUUUCAUAUUUUAAUGUGAAUUUUAUUCAUACCAAUGUACAAUGUUUAUUGUUAGACAAAAAUCCCCAAUUAAAAUUUGUGUAUGUGCAAACAUACAAUAAACUGUUUGGGCUUCUGAAUACUUGUAUGAUCGGACAAACAUAUCACUCACAACUAUAAGUGGUCAUUUCACAUCCCAUGGGAUUGCUUUAUAUUGUGUUGUAAACUUAGAUGUACAAAAAUAAAAUAAAGCAUUCAUAAAAUAUA